AUCAAUUGAAGAAUCGUAAAACUUUUUUUUUUUCAUUUCAAUGAAAAAUUACUAUAAUACUACAAGUAUACAAAAACAGCAACAAAACGAUCGGCCUAGUUUAAGGCUUAAUGUUAAUGUUGAUUCAUCAUUGAAUCGACGAUCCAAAUCAUCAUCAUCAUCACCAUUAACGGCAACAAGAUCAAAUUAUUCACCAUUUUUUAGUCUAAAUUAUAAUGCUGAAAGAUUAUUUCCUUUGAGAAAAAAGAUUUAUAUUGGAAAAAUAAAACAUAUCCACAACAGAACUAGUGAUGAUGACGAUUAUUAUGAUGAUGAUGAUGAUUAUCCUGAACAUUUCAAAUGGAUUGAUUAUGGUAAUAUGAAACCAAAACAGAUUGAAGCAAUUAAAUCGUUUUGUUGUAAUCAAUCAAUUCUGUUUAUUUUAGCAUUAAUUAUUUACGCAUUAUGGCAUUCAGUAUUCUAUAAAAAUCUCAAUGAUUUAGAUCGACAAACAAUUGAAUUUUGGUUUACGGAUUUUAAUGAAAUUCAAACAAAAAAUUUGAUUGAACAAUUUAAACAUCAACGACGUCUUUCUAAUGAUAAAAUUGAAUUGUUUGAUUCAUGGAUCAUAAUGAUCGUACUGUUUAGUAGUAUGAUUUUCAUAUUCGGAAUGGUUGCAAUGUGCUAUCGGAGCCAUAAUAAUACCAGAGCGAUGAAAAUCUAUCGAUGGAUUGUUAUACCAAUGUUGAUUAUAAUAAUCAUUGCAUUACUUGUAUUCACAAUGUUUCUAUUUAAAUUUUGGAUUCGUUUUGCUAAUGGAUCUUCCAUAAGAUUCAUUUAUGAUCAUUAUAAUGAUCAUGAUAAUCAUCGAUGGCUAAUGAUUUAUGUUCAUCAUACAAAUCAAUGGCUCAAUUGUUGUGAUUGGUUUUAUCUGUUACAUCAACAAGUUUCUCACAACAACAACAACAACAACAACAAACAACAUACAACAUGGACAUUCAAUGAAUGA
Messenger RNA from Dermatophagoides farinae (American house dust mite), 988 nucleotides. RefSeq lists its product as uncharacterized. NCBI's taxonomy places the organism in Eukaryota, Metazoa, Arthropoda, Arachnida, Sarcoptiformes, Pyroglyphidae. The record is from RefSeq and is a predicted model, not a curated record.